UUGGACGCGGCUAACUUAAUGUUUGUGCAACGUAGUGAAGACAGUCUCAUUUUCAUUCCUUCAAAAUCUCAUUCUACUACAUUUCAGUUUGAGUUUUUAGGUCCUUCUGAUCACACUUGUGCUAAUAUUAAUUCUUCCUAAUCACCACCACUAAAUUUAAUUAAAUUCUGUGUGCUUAUUAAAUAACUGCUGUCUUCUCGCUUACUUUCCUACCAUACGACUUACCUUCAAACUUUGCGCGAACCGUUACUGAUAUUUGACCAUUAAGAGACCUACUCGUUGGAUGGUUAUACGUAUCUGUUUAUUGCGGAUCACGAAUGUAGGUGAUCUUUGCUGGUGAUCAAAGGUUCCUCGAAUCAGUCACCACGGUUGAAACUUAACCCUGAUUAUUCUAUCUUGAUACUCAGGAGAACGUCAACAGCAUAUAUUAAUAUUAAAAGUUAGUAGAUAUGCAGUGUGGAACCAUCGCCUCAUAUGCCUGUUCAUGGCUCCCUGAUGAGUGUCGACAAGCUGCUCAACAUUCAUUGUUGUGUCUCCCGUGUGAUUUGGCUGAGGCUCGGCAAUAUUUCACUGGGCCUACAAGUGACCGAGUUCAGCUUCGUCGUAAUAUGUACGAUCGAACUUCCUUUGAUAAUGCUAUUACUCUGAUGAGUUUCCGGAAUGUUUAAAUAAGGUCAAACCAAACGUCUUACCCAAAUGAUUGAGUCUCAUAGUUUCACUGUGACAAAAAUCCUUUCUAAAGCCGCAUUAAGUCGUCUUCCUCUCAUAAUUUCGACUGUUGUUUUGUGUUACCUGCUUUCUAAAAGGCUUUCGAUGUUCUGAGUUAAAAGUAUUUACUAUUAGUUGAGAAUCCAAUUCGCCGCUGACCUCUUGACUUAGGUUAUGGUUUCCCUAUAAUUUCUUCCGUGUUAAUAGAUUCAUACCUACGGUUAACUGUUCUGCGUCUGUUAUUCCUUAUCGAAAGCCCCAUAAAGUCUGUUAUUUCAACCUGUUUCAUAAAGUGCUAAAGGAUAAUAGUAUAGCUGUUUCUAUGGAGGUUGAUGCAACGUUAAUAUGGUGCUAUCCUGGAAAAAACAAAUUUAUGGAACUUUGCUAUAAAAAAAUCUUAUGCAAAUACGAAGUGAAGACUCUUCGUCUAAAAAAAGUAUAUGUGAUGUGGAAAUAAAUUCAUUCGUAUGAUGCAACUUUGAAUACAGAAUUGAUAGAUGAAUACCUUAAAAACAUGCUUGAUGUUUAAAAUUUGAUUAUUCUUGGGAAUUAAUUAAUGGUCACUGAACGGACAGCUCACGUCAUUGUACUCGGUGAUCUUUCACGAUCACCCAGAAUCUUGUCCCAAGCACAAUUUCUCUCUCGUGAUGGUUGGAAUGUAACUAUAUCAGGAUACAAGUCUGAAAUGUAUGUUCGAUUUUGUUCUAAACAUUGUCGAAGUCGUCUAAUUUUGGUUCAAAAUCCUCCUGGAGUACCAACUUUUCUCAUCGUAUGGUUAUUUAUCAAGAUUACCGGUAGAAGUUUAGUUAUUGACUGGCAUAACUAUGGCUACACUCUUGUAGAGCUAAACGCUCCUAAGAAAAGUUUUUUCACGCGGUUGUACUACAUAUUAGAAGUUGAUUUUGCUGGUUGCUUUUUAUCCAGAAUGUCCAAUCGUGUUGCGCAUUUAUGCGUAUCAAAGGCUUUAAAGUAUGAUCUGAAAAAGAAAUCAAUUGAGGGAACUGUUUAUUAUGAUCGUCAUCCAGAAGAAUUCAAACCUACAUCUGUAGAUAUUGCCCACUGUCUGUUCUUGAAAUUAAGUGAUCAAUAUGAAGUGUUUAGAAAUAAGUUAGAUUCACGUCGAUUUACGCGCUUUACUGAGGUAACUGCUUUGCCAACUAACACCAAGAACAAUGAACCCCACUGGCGCCCAAACCGCCCAGCACUAGUUGUCAGUAGUUGCAGCUGGACACCUGAUGAUGACUUUAUGCUGGCAAUCAAAGCGCUGGAAAUCUACGACAAGGCAGCCCAAAAACCUAAUUCAGGUCUACCCAGUAUUGUGUUAGCUGUAACAGGUCGUGGCCCAUUACAAGGCUACUAUAAAAAAUUAAUAAAGGAACAAAACUGGAAACAUGUGGAAGUUAUUAUGUUGUGGCUUGAAUGGUCAGAUUAUCCAGUGUUUCUUGGGUGUGCUGACUUGGGACUGAGUAUACACCGAAGUUCCUCUGGACUGGAUUUACCCAUGAAAGUGGUUGAUUUAUUUGGUGUGAACGUGCCCGUUUUGGCACUAGGCUAUGCAACACUAUACGAACUGAUGGAAGAAAAUAAAUAUGGCUUAUGUUUCGAAACUGCCGAACAACUAGCUAAUCAAAUGUGCGACUUGUUAAAACCAUCCUGUGAUUCUACAGUCCAAUAUAUUAAUGAACCUAGCCGCUUUUUAUCAGUUGGAUCAAAGGAACUAAUUCGUUUUCGUGAGCGUUUAACUGAAAGAAACAAAAACCUGAUUGGAGGAUUCACUUACUGGAAAAAUACUGCAUUGCCAGUUUACGAAAGAGCAGUUCAUAUGAAUCUUUGUAAAAACAAGGAUAGUUAG
Molecule: messenger RNA, 2560 nt
Organism: Schistosoma turkestanicum
Lineage: Eukaryota; Metazoa; Platyhelminthes; Trematoda; Strigeidida; Schistosomatidae
Source: the annotation of a GenBank genome assembly